This is a messenger RNA of Oryzias melastigma (Indian medaka), 2601 nucleotides long. RefSeq names its product Kruppel-like factor 11a (gene klf11a). Gene Ontology annotation, biological process: regulation of transcription by RNA polymerase II. Lineage: Eukaryota; Metazoa; Chordata; Actinopteri; Beloniformes; Adrianichthyidae. The transcript is spliced from 4 exons. The record is from RefSeq and is a predicted model, not a curated record. The coding region runs from base 378 to 1787 and encodes 469 amino acids. Gene Ontology annotation, molecular function: DNA-binding transcription factor activity, RNA polymerase II-specific; RNA polymerase II cis-regulatory region sequence-specific DNA binding.
CAUCAGUUUCUCCGCGCGUCUUCCUCGCGCCUGUCUGCUCCCCAACCUUUCCCCCAGAUCCGCGGGUUCAGCGGGUUCACUCUGACACCGCUGACUCCCGGGCCACGCCCCCAGCAGCCACGCACCCCGGUUUGGACCAAUGGCACGCCUGUCACGUACAGAUCACGUAACUCUCCGGCGGUGAUUGGCUGCGGCCCGCUACACCUUUGGCUGUGAUUGGCUGAGUGUUACCAGCCGCCAGACUCCUGUGAAUUUCGUUUCUGUGUGUUUUUGGAGCUUUUCUGCUCCGCAGCUGAAUAUCUGCUCCGCCGACAGCAGGCAGCCCUUCUCCCGCGCCUCCUCUGCCGCGCUCGCGCUCGGAACUCCUCCUUUUCCUCAUGUUUGGCUUUGCGCCGGAGCGCUCCUGUCAGGUGGGGGGUGUGAAGGGACAGGUCACAGCGCCCAUGGAGCCGAAGUCAUGCGUUCAAUACCACGACCUGGAGGCGGCCGAGGCGCUCGUCAGCAUGAGCUUCUGGGGUCAAAAGCUGCUCAAGCCCCGCCCACUGACCCCCACUUCAGACUCAGGUGACUCCCUGCAGCUUCAGCAGGAGGGGGCCGAUGCAGCGAAGGACAUGAUCGCUCUGUCUUCUCUGUGUAUGACUCCUCCUCACAGCCCCAGCUACAGCGAGGCCUCCACCAGCACAGCUCUCAACACAGCUUCCACCGCCAGUCCCUCUUCCUGCGGACACGUCUUACUGUGCUCCAGUCCUGCUACCUGUUCCCCCCCUCCCAGUGACUUCCAGACCUGCCGGUCCCCCCCCAGGUCCUCCCCUCUUACCUCAGAGACAUCACCACUUUCACCUCAAACUAAGUUGUCCUGCAAAGCGAUGGCCACCAGCGUCAUCCGCCACACAGCCGAUAGCCUCAGCACCGCCACGCCCGGACCCCCCACCCCGGAAACCUCCAUGCUUCCAGCUCCAGAACACCCCCCACAGGAGAAGGACACACCUUCCCCCUCUCCUAACAGCAAAGCUGCUCCUUCGUCAGCCGCCCCCCCCUCCUCUACCUCACCAUGCUCCGCAGCAUUCCCGUCGUCUCCGGUGCUCUGCCAGGUUUUCCCGGUCAACAGCCAGACGGGGAUGAUCUCGGCCUUUGUCCAGGCGCCGGUGCAGGUGCAGACUCAGGCGGGGACCAAGCCCAUCCUGCCCCAGUCCCCCCCUCCAGGCUUUGCUCAGCCUCUGCUGGUGAGCUCUGCUGUGACUCAGGGGACGGUCAUGUUCGUGGUGCCUCAGGCCCCCGUCCCCCAACCACAGCAGGGCACACAAACCGUCAUGACACUGGGCAGCACCAAGCUCCUCCCCUUAGCCCCAGCUCCAGUGUACCUGCCGUCAGGGCCGAGCGCCGCCACCUCGCAGGCCGACUUCUUACGCAGAAGGAACUAUGUGUGCACGUUCCCCGGCUGCAGGAAGACCUACUUCAAGAGCUCCCACCUGAAGGCUCACCUGCGCACACAUACAGGUGAGAAGCCGUUCAGCUGCCACUGGGAGGGCUGCGAGAAAAAGUUUGCCCGCUCCGACGAGCUGUCCCGCCACCGCCGCACCCACACGGGCGAGAAGAAGUUUGUAUGCUCCGUGUGUGACCGGCGCUUCAUGCGCAGUGACCACCUGACCAAACACACCCGCCGACACAUGACCACCAAGAGGGCGUCGUCGUGGUCUGCCGAAAACCGAGAGCUCAAAAGAUCCCUGCCCAAGGGCCCCAGCCGGAGCCCGGCGCUCGCCGUUGAUGUGCCGGCGUCCUCCAACUGACCAACUCAGGACCAAAGGGGUCUGGGUGUGGGCUGCAGACGAGGCGCUUCCUUCAGCCACAGCUGCGCUGUAGAGUCUGCAGACCUCGGACACGUUUACAGAACCUCAGAGUCAGGAACCAGAACCUCAUAGACGGUUGUAAAAAGGAAGUUCUUCGUCUUCAUGUCACAUGGUUCAAAUGACCAAGCUGCCGUUUUCCCGAUUCACCACUGGGGUGUCCCAGUCUGCUCAGGACAUUUUAUUCCCACAACCAAAUACUCAAUGCAAGAACUCCGGGGGGUCAGGAUGCUGCUCAUUCAACAUUGCACUGGAUUUUGAAAGUCUGGCUUGUUUUUCUACUCUGCGUGUAGCCCUGUUUACGUCACGUGUAAAAGUCACAUUUAGCCAAACGUGCGCACUCCUUUUGUUGUUUGCCAAAGCUUCUUUAUCGUGCUCAUGUUGUUAUCCAGCUUCUGUAUAGUGUCUGACUGUAAAUACUGUAAAUACAUAUCUAUAUGAAUGUUAUGCAUACUUUCCAUUUAUUGACAGUAAUUGAUAUUUUUUAAAUGAACUGUUUUCAUUACUGUGACACUAUCUUUUAUCUUUGUUUUAAACAUUAUCAUAAACAUUUAACGGUAUUUAAGAAACAUUUGUUGAGGGAAAAAGUGCAUUUUUUAAUUUGGCCCAUAGUGUAGCCAGUAAGGGAAUACCUCAUGUUAUUAAAUGUUAUUCUCAUAAUAACAUCUCAUAUCAGAAUAAUCUCAUUUCUGAACGUUUGCUUGUGGAUGACAGUGAACAGUACGACUUUUGUAAUAAAACUUUACCUUAAAGAUUU